AUGCCACCAGGCACAUCAUCCUCCCACCCAGAAAGUAUGAAAGCUUGGCUAUAUGCGCCUACAUCCUCACCACUGGAGGAAACCCUGCAAAAUACCCCAUCCACACCCACCCCACCACCCCCAAGGAACAACGAAGUCCUCAUCCGCGUCCUCAGCGCCGCUCUAAACCCCCUGGACUACAAGUUCCCAUCCAUGGGUCUCCCCUUCCGGCUUCUCCUCGGCAACUCAGUUUCCCCAGGCCUGGACUUCUGUGGUCGAGUAGUCGCCUCAGGCCCACUAGCGCAGCACUUCACGGAAGGCCAGCUCGUGCACGGCGCUCAUCCGUACCCGACGCAGUUCGGCUCUCUGGGCGAGUAUGUCUGUCUUAGCGCUGAGAAUAUCGUCGCUGUGCCGGACGGCGUCAGCGUUGACCAUGCUGCUGCGCUGCCUCUUGCUGGGCUAACGGCGCUGCAGAGUCUGGAGGGGCGGGUUCGAGCUGGGGAGAGGGUGCUUGUAAUUGGGGGGUCUGGGGGGUGUGGGACUUUUGGGAUUCAGAUUGCGAAGGACAUGGGGGCGCAUGUUACUGCUGUUUGUUCGGCGAAAAAUAUGGAGUUGUGUCUGAGGUAUGGGGCGGAUGAGGUGGUUGAUUAUGUUGGGGAAAAGGAUCUUGUGGGGAAGUUGGAGGGGGGGGUCCUGUUUUUGAUCUUGUGGUUGAUUUCGUUGGGGAUGAGAGGCUUUAUUAUGGGUGUCAUCGGUUUUUAA
Messenger RNA from Penicillium bovifimosum, 741 nucleotides. RefSeq names its product NAD(P)-dependent alcohol dehydrogenase. The record is from RefSeq and is a predicted model, not a curated record. The transcript has a single exon. NCBI's taxonomy places the organism in Eukaryota, Fungi, Ascomycota, Eurotiomycetes, Eurotiales, Aspergillaceae. Gene Ontology annotation, molecular function: oxidoreductase activity; zinc ion binding. The coding region runs from base 1 to 741 and encodes 246 amino acids. Gene Ontology annotation, cellular component: mitochondrion.